Messenger RNA from Bipolaris zeicola 26-R-13, 420 nucleotides. RefSeq lists its product as uncharacterized. NCBI's taxonomy places the organism in Eukaryota, Fungi, Ascomycota, Dothideomycetes, Pleosporales, Pleosporaceae. The record is from RefSeq and is a predicted model, not a curated record. The annotation marks the transcript as partial. The transcript has 2 exons.
GUGUCCUCAGACGCCCUCGUCCCCCUUACCAUAAUCAAAGGCGCAGGCUACGAAUUCAUCGCCCUACCCGAAGGCGACAAUGCCACUGUCGCAGAUUUCCACACAACCCACACCCGCACCACCACAACCCCCACAACCCUAACCUCGGGCUUCUACAAAAUCACCGCGGGCCCUGCCAAACCCGCCUCGUACACAUUUGAAGAAUCCAAAUACGUGCUCAGCGGACAAAUCGACGUGCUGGACUGUGCAACGGGUAUCACGCAUCAUUUGGUAGCGGGGGACUUUGCAUUUUUCCACGUGGGGUCAAAAGUCGAGUUUUCGACGCGGAGUGCAGGGAUGGCGUUUUAUGUUGUUACGAGGGGGAUGCGGGUGGAGCAUGCGGGGUUGAAGGGACGGGAGGAGAAGAGGGCGAAGUUGUAA